Messenger RNA from Dichotomopilus funicola, 1068 nucleotides. RefSeq lists its product as uncharacterized. Lineage: Eukaryota; Fungi; Ascomycota; Sordariomycetes; Sordariales; Chaetomiaceae. Bases 1 to 1068 code for a protein of 355 amino acids. The transcript has 4 exons. The record is from RefSeq and is a predicted model, not a curated record.
AUGGAUAGCCCGGUCAACUUUUCUACACUGGUUGCGACGGAUGGCGAGCCAGAUUGGUUAGACGUAGCCGCUGGUGCAUCUGCAGCCUCAGCAGGGAAUCAAGGGAAUCAAGACCCAGGCUCUACUCACUCUAGCAAUGCUGUCCCCUCGCUGCUCCCGCCGACUACGACUGCAGCAGCAGCGCCGGCUGCAACAAAGUCAACAACACUCAAUCCGGCACCGACGGCACCAACGGCAGCUGAUUUGAAUGAUUUGAUUCAAGAAAAGCCUUGGAAGUAUGUGGGCUAUCAGGCUUACUCCAACCUACUCGCUUCCGAGCCCGACUUUUUCGUCGCUCGAAAGAUGCCAUCUCGGAGAGAGUUGAGCUCCUGGACAAGAUCUCGACGUCCCUGUAUCGAUACAGUAAACAAAUUCAUCCUCCAACAAACCGCACUCUUAAGAUAUCCCGCUGCGCCUUCCUGGGAUAUCACGAGCCUCAAGAACUGGCAUCUGAGCCAUGACAACGAGGCGAUCCACCAGAAUGAAAAGACCUACCUGGACUACCCAGACGACCUCAUCCCCCUCGGCCCGCGAGACAAGACGCCGCUACGUCGGGGCAUGGACAGGUUUCUGUUCUUGCGCACGCUCCCCUUCUGGCGUGACGACCGGAGCAAGACGCUGUCGUCAUCGCCCGGCGGUGGCGGUGGUGGCCGGCGCAGGACGCGUAGGAUCACGGGGGACGUGGAAGCUCAAGCCGGCACUGGCACUGGCAGUCUUAGCAAAGCAGCCGACCAGCUGCCAGACAACGCCUUACACCCAACCAUGACUUUCUACAGCGACAAGGUCAUGGACCAUUUCGUGUCCGCCGUAACCAUUUUCAUCGGCGUUUUGAUGCUGGUGGUGCCCAUUUGGAUUCUCCAGGCCUUGGGAAACGCCUCGUACAAGUUGGGCGUCAUCACGGCUUUUGUCCUCACCUGUUUACUCUUGACGAGUGUGGCUAUGACGUCGCGUCCUCUGGACGCGCUGGGGGUGACGGCUGCGUACGCCGCGGUUCUGAUGGUGUUCCUGCAAGUAGGAUCUAAUAAAUAG